This is a messenger RNA of Clavispora lusitaniae ATCC 42720, 558 nucleotides long. RefSeq lists its product as uncharacterized. NCBI's taxonomy places the organism in Eukaryota, Fungi, Ascomycota, Pichiomycetes, Serinales, Metschnikowiaceae. The record is from RefSeq and is a predicted model, not a curated record.
AUGGAUACAACAGACACGAAUGUUGAUUCUCUACGCAAUGAGCGUUUCCAUCUCAAGCCUUACGAUCGCAUAAGGAUGGCUGCCUCCAUUGGAGGACUUAUUGGUGCGGGACUGGGGUUCUACGAGGGGGUCAAGUUGUCCUCUCUUCGGUAUUUGACAGAGAAUGCACACCGCCUUCCGACAACUGUGGGAGGAUGGUACUUUUAUCAUAAAAAGAAGAACUACGUGAUGAUUAUUAGCGGAUGUAAAGACGCCGCGAGAUUAGGUUUGAAAUAUUCAUUGGGUGUCUCUAGUUUCUUCGCUUUGGAGUAUCUUAUCGACUAUACAAGGAAUACGAUCGACUUCUUAAAUACGACAGCCGCCGGCGCGAUAGUGGCGUAUACGCAUGGAUCAAUUCGCCAUAUGACGAAAGUCCAAAAAUUCAACCACGUGAAAAAGGGUUCUUUCUUAGCCUUAGUAUUAGGAUUGAGCCAGGAUAUGAUGAUUUUCUCAAGAGGCGGCGAUUUGUGGUACAAAAAAGCCUUCGAUGACAUAAAGACUCUGAAUUUUGUUCUUUAG